This is a messenger RNA of Cygnus atratus (black swan), 917 nucleotides long. It is a transcript of the gene BATF3, whose product is annotated as basic leucine zipper ATF-like transcription factor 3. The record is from RefSeq and is a predicted model, not a curated record. Gene Ontology annotation, biological process: regulation of transcription by RNA polymerase II. Gene Ontology annotation, molecular function: RNA polymerase II cis-regulatory region sequence-specific DNA binding; DNA-binding transcription factor activity, RNA polymerase II-specific. Lineage: Eukaryota; Metazoa; Chordata; Aves; Anseriformes; Anatidae. The transcript is spliced from 3 exons. The coding region runs from base 126 to 452 and encodes 108 amino acids. Gene Ontology annotation, cellular component: nucleus.
GGAACAGGGCGAGGAGCGAAAGCGAAAAUCGUUUUAUUCCAGCCCCGAUGCCUCGUCCUCACGCCGAUGAGCCUCGCCUUGCGCCGGGCUCCCUUCUCUGAAGCCCACGGCGCUCGGAGGAGCCGAUGGCGCACAAGUGCUGCGGGCAGGAGUGCGCGGGGAGUCACGAAGAAGACGACAGGAAGGUGAGGAGGAGAGAAAAGAACCGGGUGGCGGCGCAGAGAAGCCGGAAGAAGCAGACGCAGAAGGCAGACAAGCUGCACGAGGAAUAUGAGUCUCUUGAGCAAGAAAAUACCUCCCUGAAGAGAGAAAUCGGAAAGCUAACAGAUGAAAUGAAACACUUGAGUGAAGUGUUGAAGGAUCACGAGAAGAUCUGUCCACUAUUGCACUGCACCAUGAACUUUGUGACCGUACCAAGGCCCGAUGCACUUAGUAGCUGCCUGCCCAGAUGAGAUGUCGCCUCCACCACCUCUAGAUGCGAUGUGUGAAAGUGCCAGUACGAGGGGAGAUUUGAAGAACUGCAUACUUAGGGCACAGGCCUUCCCUUGAAGAGGGCUGGACUUGACCACACAGCUCUUCUCCACAUUGAAGUGUUUUAGUCUCCUGAAUCUCAGGAAAACAUCAGUAUGGAAAAAAUGACAACUCGAACUGUGACUUUUUAUAUUUUUGUAGAAUCUCCGAGCCAUGGUUUUGCAUUCAGAAAUGUCACAGUGCGAUGCAGCCCACCAUCGUGCAACGGAAUGUAGACAGGGAAAAGUACCGGCCUUGGGCUGAGAUGCCUUUCUCCCACGCAUCCACUGCUAGCAACCCUUUGUCAGUUGUCAUCCUUGUGUAUCAGAUUCUGGCUGCUGGUUUGUGGUUUUGUUUCUUUUUUUCUCUAAACAGGUUUGGUUAAUAAAAGCAAUGUCCUAUCUUUA